Messenger RNA from Clarias gariepinus (North African catfish), 891 nucleotides. RefSeq lists its product as uncharacterized. NCBI's taxonomy places the organism in Eukaryota, Metazoa, Chordata, Actinopteri, Siluriformes, Clariidae. Gene Ontology annotation, biological process: positive regulation of Rho protein signal transduction; phospholipase C-activating G protein-coupled receptor signaling pathway. Gene Ontology annotation, molecular function: G protein-coupled receptor activity. The transcript has a single exon. Bases 1 to 891 code for a protein of 296 amino acids. The record is from RefSeq and is a predicted model, not a curated record.
AUGGCAGCAAAAAUGGGCUGCUUAAAUAAAAAUUCAUCAUCAUCAUUAUCAUCAUCUCCAAACAGCACUCAGGCAAUGGACUGGAACUACUACAACUGGUGCACAGAUUACCACAAUACAUUUGUCAUCUUCUCAGCAAUAUCAGUUGUGUGUUUCCUCUUUGGAUUUCCAGUCAAUCUGUGGAUCGUACAGCACAAUCUCCAGAGGAAGAAACAAAAAGGCCCUAUCCCCGUGCUCAGCCUGUCUGUUAUCAAUCUGACUUUCCUAGCUCAGAUUCCAUUCUGUCUUUGUAACUUCUUGCAAUGGCAUAUUAGGGAGUUGCAAAUAUUUUUUCUCUUUAUCUGCAGCAUAAAUGUAAAUAGCAAACCCUUAAUCGCGGCUUUCAUUUGUUGGCAUCGUUACGUUGCUGUAGUUCAUCCCAUAGUCUACAAAACCAGUAAGAAGCUCCAUGUGGUAAGAAAGGCAAUAAUAAUAACAAUCUGUUUAAUUAUAGUAGGUUGUGGAUUAGUUGAAGCCACUUUAACAUGGUUAUCUACUCCUUUUUUUGCCAUUCCUUUAAUCGUGUCACUACCAGUUAUCAUUUUCUGUAAUAUUUCCGUAAUUUUUACCUUAAGAAAACCAGAUCCAACAGGGAAAAUAAAUAUCUAUCCACAAAAGAAACAAGCUCUUCAAACCAUCUUCAUCAGCUUCAUUAUACUAUUUGUUGUCUACUUGCCAACAUUUAGCAUUUCUGUAUUCGGACAGCUGAUGGUGUUUUCAGAACCAGAACUAUUUUGCGGUUUAGACUGCUCUAGUCUUUGUUUUUCCACUGCUGUAUGUGCCAUUAUCCCUUAUCUAUACCUCGUCAAAGUGAGUAAACUAGACAUUCUUAUGAAUUGGUGCAGGAAGUGA